AUGGGCGAUUCAUCACCGAUCGAGAUCGUUGGAGAUAUGUUUUCGGAGGAUGAAGCCGAAUAUGAUGUCGUAAUUGUUGGUGCCGGCAUCUCCGGCCUAACAGCAGCAAAUGAGCUUCGCAAGCGAGCUCCCGAUCUUAAGAUCCUCAUCGUCGAAGCAAAAGAUCGAGUCGGCGGCCGAACAUUCACCACCAAAAUACGAUCCGCCGGCGAAAAGCUGGAUGAUUUUGACUUGGGAGGUCAAUGGGUUGGCCGCACACAGACGCAUAUUCUGGAAGUGCUGCAGGAAUUGGGUUUAGAGACGUACGAACAGUUCGAG
Mesorhabditis spiculigera is the source of this 318-nucleotide messenger RNA. The record is from the annotation of a GenBank genome assembly. NCBI's taxonomy places the organism in Eukaryota, Metazoa, Nematoda, Chromadorea, Rhabditida, Rhabditidae.